UCACUCAAGUAGUGUGACAGAGCACACAAGCAAGCCAGACUAGUUGCAGAAGCAGAAUUUCAGAGUUUAAGAAAAUCACAAAAAGUUAGUGAUUUAAAAAGUGAGAGAGAUUUAGCCAGAGGGAGAAAGGAAAAUCAAGGUUCCUAAGGUUCUAGAAGUCAAAGGAUUUCACUGGAAUCAUUUUUUAAAGAAACUGAACUCUUCCUGCCUUUGUGUGUAGCAGGUGUCUAAAGAGAAUUUGCUCUGCAGCUUUUACUGAAACUAUCAUGACUGCAUCUGUAGGUUCUGUUCUUCAAACACUCCUCUGUGUGGGCAUGAUGUCCCAGCUUGGUAUCUGCUCCACCGAGCUCCCACUGCCGUCGACUACGCUGAUGAAUACUGUUUAUGAUGACUAUGACUCGACUGUUGACCUGGAAUCUGUGGAUUACGAUGGUUUUGUGCAGUGGUGCCAGAAGUCUGAUGUUCGGUCUUUCCGCCAAUCCUUUCUUCCAGCUAUCUACACUGUCAUCACUGUGCUCGGCCUCCUGGGCAAUGGGCUGGUUGUCGUCACCUACAUUUAUUUCAAGCGCUUAAGGACAAUGACUGACGUGUACCUCCUGAACCUUGCCCUGGCUGAUCUGCUGUUUCUCUUCACCUUACCUUUUUGGGCUGUCAGUGUGGUCAAGCAGUGGAUCUUUGGCCAAGUGAUGUGUAAAGCUGUCUAUGUGCUGUACCGUAUCAGCUUCUUCAGUGGCAUGCUGCUGCUCAUGUGUAUCAGUAUUGACAGGUACUUCUCUAUUGUCCGAGCUGCUUCAGCUCAUCGGCACCGCUCCAAGGCUGUGUACUACAGUAAGAUCGUCUCAGUUUGUGUUUGGCUAUUCUCAUUUCUUUUGUCCAUGCCUGAGCUGCUCUACAGUGACCAGAAGCAGAGUGAGAAUGGUCUGCUGUGCAAAAUGAACCUGGAUAACAGCACGAUUGUCCUCACAGCUGGCACACAGUUGGCCGUGGGGUUCUUUAUCCCUUUUAUAGUCAUGCUGUUCUGCUAUUGUGUCAUUAUUAAGACCUUACUGUUAGCCAGGAACUUUGAAAAGAACAAAGCCAUCAAAGUGAUCUUUGCUGUGGUUCUGGUCUUCCUGUUGUUUCAAUUACCCUACAACAGUGUGAUGCUGAUAGACACAAUCAAUGAUGUUAAUGCGACAGUCACCAAAUGCGACGUGAGCAAGCGAAUGAACAUAGCCAUCGAUGUGACAAAGAGCCUGGCUUAUGUCAGAUGUUGCCUCAAUCCGUUCCUCUAUGCCUUCAUCGGAGUGAAGUUCCGCAAUGACCUGUUGAAACUGAUGAAGGAGAUGGGUUGCAUGAGCACCGAGAAGCUGAUUAAAUACACCAACUUCAAGGCCACUCUGACCAGUAAACGUGGCUCUUUCGCCACUGACACAGACAGCACGACCACCUUCUCCCCAUGAAACCCUCACUGUCUAAACCCACUGACAGUGUCUCCUGGAGAAACUCGCCUGCAGAGUAAUGCAAAACCAGACCUGGACAUUCCAAAAUAAAGAGAGAUUUUCACAAAUGUUAAUGUAUCAGCGAGAUGGCCCUAGAGAGAGCCUGAGCGCAGCCGUCUCUGUGACAAGGACAUUAAUCUCUUCGAUGGGCUGUCCAGAAAACACUGCCACAGGUACUGACCAGUCACUCAUUCUCAGUUUCAAACCGGUGGCUGCAAUCCUGAACAAUUCUUCAAUUUCCUGAUUCAUUCACCUCACCAGCCUGACCCCUCACCCUGCCUCACCAGCCUGACCCCUCACCCUGCCUCAUCAGCAGAAUGGCCACAAUGUUUGACAGCAGGACUUGUGAACUGCUAUAGUGACAUAAACUCCCUGAUUCUGAGUGACAGUCAUACUCAUUCUCACUGUGUUGACAAACACUGUGCUUUCCAAAAUUCAGCUCUUGCUCCACCAAAAACAAACAUUCCUGAAACCCAUCCCCAAAGGGUAACCACCAUCCAAUUGGUGGAAUAAUGUGUCCUCAUCUCCGAGUUCCGGUCUUGGGACCCUGGUGUACCCCAGUGAGAGUCAGUGUGUGUGAGACUGUACCCCAGUGAGAGUCAGUGUGUGUGUGUGGGACUGUACCCCAGUGAAAAUCAGUGUUUGUCUGGGACUGUACCCCAGUGAGAGUCUGUGUGUGUGUGUGUGGGACUGUACCCCAGUGAGAGUCAGUGUGUGUGGGACUGUACCCCAGUGAGAGUCAGUGUGUGUGUGUGUGGGACUGUACCCCAGUGAGAGUCAGUGUGUGUGUGUGUGUGGUACUGUACCCCAGUGAGAGUCAGUGUGUGUGUGUGUGUGGGACUGUACCCCAGUGAGAGUCAGUGUGUGUGUGUGGGACUGUACCCCAGUGAGAGUCAGUGUGUGUGUGUGGGACUGUACCCCAGUGAGAGUCAGUGUGUGUGGGACUGUACCCCAGUGAGAGUCAGUGUGUGUGUGUGGGACUGUACCCCAGUGAGAGUCAGUGUGUGUGUGUGUGGGACUGUACCCCAGUGAGAGUCAGUGUGUGUGUGUGUGUGGUACUGUACCCCAGUGAGAGUCAGUGUGUGUGUGUGUGUGGGACUGUACCCCAGUGAGAGUCAGUGUGUGUGUGUGGGACUGUACCCCAGUGAGAGUCAGUGUGUGUGUGUGGGACUGUACCCCAGUGAGAGUCAGUGUGUGUGUGUGUGGGACUGUACCCCAGUGAGAGUCAGUGUGUGUGUGUGUGGGACUGUACCCCAGUGAGAGUCAGUGUGUGUGUGUGUGGGACUGUACCCCAGUGAGAGUCAGUGUGUGUGUGUGGGACUGUACCCCAGUGAGAGUCAGAGUGUGUGUGUGUGUGUGGUACUGUACCCCAGUGAGAGUCUCUGUGUGUGUGUGUGUGUGUGUGUGUGUGUGUGUGUGUGGUACUGUACCCCAGUGAGAGUCAGUGUGUGUGUGUAUGUGUGUGUGUGUGUGUGUGUGUGGUACUGUACCCCAGUGAGAGUUAGUGUGUGUGGGACUGUACCCCAGUGAGAGUCAGUGUGUGUGGGACUGUACCCCAGUGAGAGUCAGUGUGUGUGGGACCCUGGUGUACCCCAGUGAGUGUCACUUUCAGGACCAAGGAAUGAAACUGCUGUUAAAAGAAUACUUAUUGUGGUUGUUUGAAUCUUUUCCCCACAUUAUUGUCUAUAUAAAUUGAAGCUAUGAAUGUGAUGUAGAUUCUGUCGUGUAAAUAUGUUGAAUUCUGUAGGAUUUGAAAAACAGAAAAUUAAAAAUGGGACACAAACAAAGUUCCUAGGAAACUCAGCAAGUCUGGCAGCAUCUGUCAGUCCUGAGGAAGGGUCAUCGGACCCGAAACGUUAACUUUGUUUUCUCCUUCACAGAUGCUGCCAGACCUGCUGAGCUUUUCCAGCAACUUUGUUUCUGUUCCUGAUUUACAGCAUCUGCAGUUCUUUUGGUUUUAAUUAAGAAUG
Molecule: messenger RNA, 3451 nt
Organism: Stegostoma tigrinum
Lineage: Eukaryota; Metazoa; Chordata; Chondrichthyes; Orectolobiformes; Stegostomatidae
Gene: ccr7
Product: chemokine (C-C motif) receptor 7
Exons: 3
Coding region: 267-1442 (391 amino acids)
Biological process (GO): G protein-coupled receptor signaling pathway; immune response; inflammatory response
Cellular component (GO): membrane
Molecular function (GO): chemokine (C-C motif) ligand 21 binding; chemokine (C-C motif) ligand 19 binding; C-C motif chemokine 19 receptor activity
Source: RefSeq, a predicted model, not a curated record